AUGGGUAAGAAUAAAGAUAAAAAGAAGAAAGGUGCUGCUGUUCAAAAAACCGCAACAAAAGCAAAAAAGAAAACAGAAAAAGAAUUAAAAAAACAAAUUGAACAAUUAGGCGAGGAAAAUAUCGAACAAUUAAUUACAAAACAUGUUGGAAAGGAUAAUACAAUAAAUGCAGUAAUUAUUGAAGAUCCUGUUGAAAAUCCACCAUCAAGAAGAGCGAAUGCUUCCUUUACUGAACAUCCACUUAAAGACGAACUUUUACUUUUUGGUGGAGAAUUUUUUGAUGGACGUACAACGAUUCUUUUUAAUGAUUUAUAUAUUUAUGAUAUUAAAAAACAACAUUGGAAACGUGUAAACACUCCACAACCACCUGCACCUCGUUCAAGUCAUCAAGUAGUAAGUGUAUCAAUGCGUGAUGGUGAAUUAUGGAUGUUUGGUGGUGAAUAUACAUCACCAUCUCAAUCACAAUUCUAUCAUUAUAAUGAUUUAUAUGUUCUUCAUUUAUCAACAUUAAGAUGGGAAAAACAAGUAACAGCAACAAAUGGACCAUCAGGACGUAGUGGUCAUCGAAUGACAGCAGCUAAACGACAAUUAUUUUUAUUCGGAGGAUUUCAAGAUUAUAUAACAACUUUUCGAUAUUUCAAUGAUCUCUAUUCGUUUUGUCUCGAUACAUUUCAAUGGACACAAUUAAAACCUAUGGGUCAAAUUCCGACACCUCGAUCAGCUGCUCCAAUUGUUGUUUCUCAAGAUGGAUCAACAUUAUUCAUUGUUGGUGGUUAUAGUAAAGAAACAGAUGAUAAAGGCAUUACACAUACUGAUCUAUAUUCUUUAACUCAAGACGAAUCAUCAUGGCAAUGUCGUCAAGUUAAAGUAGGUGGUACAAAACCUGAUUUACGUUGUGGAAGUAGUCUUCAAUGUUAUUUAAAUACAUGUAUACUAUUUGGUGGUGUCACUGAUAACGAAGUUGAUGGUACUGGUACUACAGCUAGUGCUUUUCUUAAAACGAAAAAAUCUGAAGUGACAAGAAUGCGUUCUGUUUUCUAUAAUGAUCUUCAUCGAUUAGAUUUACAUAAAUUAAAAUGGUAUCCAAUUGAACUUAAAUCUGAUAAAACAGCAGCAGCAUCAGCAGAAAAUGGACCACCAGCAAGAAUGAAUGCUGCAAUGGUUAUUAAACAAGGAGUAUUAUAUGUUUAUGGUGGUUUAAAAGAACUCGAUGAGAAAAAACAGUAUACAUUAGGUGAUUUUUAUAGUUUGAAUUUAAGUAAACUUGAUACAUGGGUAUCUCAUAAUGUUGAUACACAACAGAAUGAAGUUCAUAUUUAUUCUGAAUCAUCUGAUGACGAUGAUGAUGAAGAUGAUGUGAAUAUGGAUAAUGAUGACGAUGAUUCUUCAUCAUCAUCAUCUGAUGAUUCCGAUGAUGAAUCUAUUGAAAUUGAAGCACCUGAUUCAAUACCUAAUGAAACACAUGAUGAUUAUUAUAAUCGUACACGUGAAUUUUGGCACAUUGAAGCGCGAAAAGAAUUAAAGAUUUCCGAUACAACAGAUGAGUCCGUACGAGUUCAACAUUUAGGUAAACAAAUGUCAAAACUUUUCUUUCAAACUUAA
Adineta steineri is the source of this 1602-nucleotide messenger RNA. The record is from the annotation of a GenBank genome assembly. NCBI's taxonomy places the organism in Eukaryota, Metazoa, Rotifera, Eurotatoria, Adinetida, Adinetidae.